GGCCCUCAGCCAGACACACCCCUGGGCCAAUUGGGAGAGCAGUUGGGUGGGCUGGUCCCACCAAGACCAUGAAACUGCACCCAGCUCACACUGGUGACCCAGGCUCUUCCAGACUCUGCGACCUAACUGACUCUUGGGUUCAAGGCUAGGAUGAGAGAGAUCGUGCACAUCCAGAUUGGCCAGUGUGGCAACCAGAUCGGAGCCAAGUUCUGGGAGGUGAUCGGGGAAGAACAUGGGAUUGACUGCGCUGGGAGCUACUGUGGGACGUCUGCUCUCCAGCUGGAGAGGAUCAGCGUUUACUACAACGAAGCCUACGGUAAGAAGUAUGUGCCGCGAGCCGUCCUUGUGGACCUGGAACCCGGGACAAUGGACAGCAUCCGAUCCAGCAGAUUGGGAGUCCUCUUUCAGCCUGACAGUUUUGUUCAUGGUAACUCUGGUGCUGGUAACAACUGGGCGAAGGGCCACUACACAGAGGGAGCGGAGCUGAUCGAAAAUGUCAUGGAUGUGGUAAGGAGGGAGAGCGAGAGCUGCGACUGCCUACAGGGUUUCCAGAUCGUGCAUUCUCUGGGUGGAGGCACGGGCUCAGGCAUGGGCACCCUGCUCAUGAACAAGAUCAGGGAGGAGUACCCGGAUCGGAUCUUGAACUCCUUUAGCGUCAUGCCAUCACCCAAGGUAUCAGACACGGUGGUAGAGCCCUACAAUGCCGUGCUAUCCAUCCACCAGCUGAUAGAGAACACAGAUGCCUGCUUCUGCAUCGACAACGAAGCGCUCUAUGACAUUUGUUUCCGCACCCUGAGGCUGACGACACCCACCUACGGGGAUCUCAACCACCUGGUGUCCUUGACCAUGAGCGGAAUCACGACUUCACUGCGCUUUCCCGGUCAGCUCAAUGCAGACCUGCGCAAGCUGGCCGUGAAUAUGGUGCCCUUUCCUCGUCUUCACUUCUUCAUGCCUGGCUUCGCUCCACUCACAGCCCAGGGUAGCCAGCAGUACCGAGCCCUCUCAGUAGCGGAGCUCACCCAACAGAUGUUCGAUGCCCGCAACAUCAUGGCUGCCUGUGACCCUCGCCGCGGCCGCUACCUGACUGUGGCUUGUAUAUUCCGGGGUAAGAUGUCCACCAAGGAAGUGGACCAACAGCUGCUGUCCAUUCAGACAAGGAACAGCAACUGCUUUGUGGAAUGGAUUCCCAACAAUGUCAAGGUAGCUGUGUGUGACAUCCCGCCCCGUGGGCUGAACAUGGCAGCUACCUUCCUGGGCAACAAUACAGCCAUCCAAGAGCUCUUCACCAGGGUCUCUGAGCACUUCUCAGCUAUGUUCAGAAGGAGAGCUUUUGUGCACUGGUACACCAGUGAAGGGAUGGACAUAAGUGAAUUUGGGGAAGCUGAGAGUGAUAUCCAUGACCUGGUGUCUGAGUACCAACAAUUCCAAGAUGUCAGAGCAGGGCUAGAGGACAGUGAAGAGGAUGUGGAGGAGGCAGAGGUGGAGGCAGAAGACAAAGAUCAUUAGCUAGGAGAGAAGCUAUAGGGCAGCCGAUGCUUGCUUUUCCUUCUUCCUUUUUAAAUAGUGAGUGAGUUUACUGUAGUGAGCCCUAUUUAUUUUUUAUUAGUUGUAGGAUAGACAUGCAGACAAAGUGUGCAAGUUUGCCAGGAGCCGUUUAGCAGUGUUGCUGGGUACCCAGGGCAGCUAGGAUGCUUCAGAGUCCUCUCUCUCAAAGCCAGCAGAACUGGGUGUCUGAAGAGUGUGUGGGAGGGAGGUUCAGGGCCAACGGAAGUAUGACUCUGCCUCUAUGGCCAAGCUGUGUGGACCUUAUGUACCAUUCGGCAGGCUGACUGGAAAAAGACAAAGGGAGGCAAGAAAAGCCACGUCUCUUCUCUCGGCUCCCACCGUCCAAAAGACCAUCAAGAGCAAAGCAUUCCAGUCCCCAGGCCUUUGUUUCCCAGUAACCAGCUUCCAACCUAUUUCUCUGUGUUUUCUUAAUAGAACGAGAUGCCAGUAGUUCGCUAA
Molecule: messenger RNA, 2004 nt
Organism: Mus musculus (house mouse)
Lineage: Eukaryota; Metazoa; Chordata; Mammalia; Rodentia; Muridae
Gene: Tubb1
Product: tubulin, beta 1 class VI
Exons: 4
Coding region: 151-1506 (451 amino acids)
Biological process (GO): microtubule-based process
Cellular component (GO): cytoskeleton; sperm principal piece; microtubule
Molecular function (GO): structural constituent of cytoskeleton; GTP binding; GTPase activity
Source: RefSeq, marked validated